Messenger RNA from Penaeus chinensis, 1153 nucleotides. RefSeq lists its product as uncharacterized. Bases 10 to 714 code for a protein of 234 amino acids. The record is from RefSeq and is a predicted model, not a curated record. The transcript is spliced from 2 exons. NCBI's taxonomy places the organism in Eukaryota, Metazoa, Arthropoda, Malacostraca, Decapoda, Penaeidae.
UAUGGGCAAAUGCGAUCGACGGCGACUUUCCGGAGGCCUCUCAAGGCUUCCUCCAAGAGGGAUCCAAGGCGGAUGCAGGUCGUUCUGGCGAUGCUCCUGCUCGUCCUCGACUCGGCUUCUGCUUCGAGCUCCAUGGUGUUUUCGAUCCUUUCCUUGGGCAACAAUAUCAUAGAUACAAAUUACGUCUCUUAUCCAGGAUAUUCCAUUAUCAAGUGCUCGGCGGUGUGUCAGCAGAUGCCAGACUGUAGCAUUUUCACCUACGACACCACAACGAACGACUGCCACGUGGCGCCAGAGCUGACCGAAAUCAUCGUUCUCGUUGCGUCACCAGCUAGUCGCAUCACCUACUUCUCCUGGAUCAUCGAUGGCUAUAUUUACAAUGUGACUGAGACGAUGGGAACCUGGGGGGACGGGAAGGUAGCUUGUGAGAUGAUGGGUGGGAAGAUGACUGUCCUACCAACCACGAGCUUUGGUGUCGUGAUUCACCACCUGUACGAUUUGGUCUACCUUGGCAUAUCGAGGCCGGUGGGCAGUACGGAUAAAAACACGUGGUAUGACGUCAAUGGGAAUGUGAUCACGCAGUACACGAGGUGGGGUCUUAACCAGCCCAAUAACUACGGCGGGGCGCAGUAUAUAGUACGAAUCUAUCUGGGGUUCUUGGAUGAUAACUCAGACACAAAUCCUCUCAGAUCACUGUGUGCGAUCCGCUUGUAGGAGGGUGGGAUAACCGGCACAGCAUUCCCAAACGCGUGAAUGUGUUCCGAACUCUUCCCGCCCGAUACUUAUAACAUAUUGACAGCCUGCUUAUGUGAGUUUAAGGUCCUUUCAGUGCGUGACGACUCCUGCCUCCGCCGAGAUGCUGGAUUACGGCGUUAAAAUUUAUUGAUUGAUCAUUUAUAAGUAAUGCUUUAUGAAUAUUAAUGUUGCCUUUUGUUGCUAAGAACCAAGAGAAUUAGAAAACAAAAAUCAUGUAUAUUCUAGGAAUAGAAAGCAAGCAAAAUAAUUUGACCAGUGGUAUUUUGUUUACAACAAAAUCCAAAACCUUAAUAUUGAACUAACCAGUUGCUUUUUCAUAUCAUUAUAACUUUAAUGUGAAAUUUUCCCUAUUUUCUUCACUCUACCAUUUUUAUUUUAACGAUUAUACCUUAUAUAU